This is a messenger RNA of Carassius auratus (goldfish), 1025 nucleotides long. Its product is annotated as mitochondrial import inner membrane translocase subunit Tim22. Bases 35 to 640 code for a protein of 201 amino acids. The record is from RefSeq and is a predicted model, not a curated record. Gene Ontology annotation, cellular component: TIM22 mitochondrial import inner membrane insertion complex. NCBI's taxonomy places the organism in Eukaryota, Metazoa, Chordata, Actinopteri, Cypriniformes, Cyprinidae. Gene Ontology annotation, molecular function: transmembrane protein transporter activity. Gene Ontology annotation, biological process: protein insertion into mitochondrial inner membrane. The transcript is spliced from 4 exons.
UCUGUGUGUGUGACAUAAACCACACGCUUUCAACAUGGCUGCGCCCACAAAGAGCACGGAUGCUUCAAUAUCAGUCACUACGGGUCAUUCGGCAACUGUUUCAGCUGCGGAAAAUGUUCCACUUCAGUAUAGUCUUAUCCUGGAUCACCUUAUCGGUGACAAAAGGCAAAUUAAAGACCUGAAUCCGACUGUUAUGGGUGCUUUACCGAGCCCUCAGAAAACAGAGGAGCAGAAGAUGAUCGAGAGGGGGAUGGAGAGCUGCGCGUUUAAAUCACUCAUAGCAUGUGUCGGAGGGUUUGUGUUGGGAGGUGCUUUUGGUGUGUUCACAGCUGGUAUUGACUCCAACGUUGGGCUUGAUCCCAAAGACCCCCUAAGGACCCCCACAGCAAGAGAGGUGCUGAGAGACAUGGGGCAAAGAGGAAUGUCAUAUGCUAAAAACUUCGCUAUAGUGGGUGCCAUGUUUUCAUGCACAGAGUGUCUCAUAGAAUCACAUCGUGGGAAAUCUGACUGGAAAAAUGCAGUGUACAGUGGCUGUAUUACAGGAGGUGCCAUUGGAUUCAGAGCUGGACUUAAAGCUGGGGUUCUUGGCUGUGGAGGUUUUGCUGCGUUCUCUGCUGCCAUUGAAUACUACCUCAGAUGAACAGCAGCUUCAGGACUGUUACCGUGUACUGUUGUGAGUUCAUCACAGUAUAAUGGAAGACAUUAUCACAGGGGACAGUGUGUAGUCUUCUUCUGUCCCAGCAAACAAGAGGCGUUCCAUCCCUCCAGAAGAGAGUGGACCAAUAGGACAACACUCAAGCUUUCUGACAAUUGUUUUUUUUUUUCCCUGAGGGAUGUCCUGAUCGUUCUGUCAGACCAUCUGAUGAUGCACAUCACCUAGAAACCUCUUAGGAUGAUAUUUGUACAUAAUUGGACCUAAAAAUGAUAUGCUUUGAGCUGGUUGUUGCACUGAGCAAAAUAAGAUGAAAUGUACAGUGGUAUACUUUGUCUGUGGAAGAAAUAAUAAAGAGUGGUAUCAAGUAGGA